AGCAGCCAUGGUCUGAGGCGCCCGCCUCACCUGUCAGCCGCGCGGGCCGGGGCGCUGGCGGAUCUCCGGGCGCAGGUGGCGGCGGGGUCCGGGUCACCAUGAUACAUUUCAUCUUGCUGUUCAGUCGACAAGGGAAAUUACGGCUGCAGAAAUGGUACACCACUCUCCCUGACAAAGAGAGGAAAAAAAUCACCCGGGAAAUUGUUCAGCUUGUUCUGUCUCGAGGUCAUCGGACAAGCAGUUUCAUUGACUGGAAGGAGCUGAAACUUGUUUAUAAAAGGUAUGCUAGCUUAUAUUUUUGCUGUGCAGUAGAGAAUCAAGAUAAUGAGCUCUUGACACUAGAGAUUGUACAUCGUUAUGUGGAGUUGCUGGACAAGUACUUUGGAAAUGUCUGCGAGCUGGAUAUCAUCUUUAAUUUUGAAAAGGCGUAUUUUAUCCUUGAUGAGUUUAUAAUAGGUGGAGAAAUUCAGGAAACAUCCAAGAAAACAGCUGUCAAAGCCAUUGAAGAAUGUGACAUGUUACAGGAGACAAUGGAAGAAUACAUGAACAAACCUACAUUUUAACUGUGCAUCUACUUGAAGACUCCAAAUGCUGCAAGUUGUGAAUUUUUAAAAACUCAAUGUUUUGUAUCCAGUCCAGACAGAGCUUCUGGAAUCAUGCCGCAAAUAACUUAAAGGGAUUCUUGGUUAACUAGCAAAGAUUCAUGUUGUUUAGCAUAAUACUUUUGAAAUGUCUGUGUCUAUAGUAUACUGUAUAUGAGUCCUUAAUCUGCCUCUGUGUUGGAAAUCACUGCUGUAUAACUCAGCAGAUUGAAUAGUUUGUAAUGUUUUAACUCCAUGAGAUUAUUUGUAAGCUCAUCAAAAGAAAUAACUGCAAUAUAUAUUUUUGGGAUUUGAUUUUCUAAGGGAUGAAAGUUAAACUAUAUUGUAAUAUCUCAUGCUUAUGAAUAUAAAGUAAACCUAAUGUCAUUAG
Messenger RNA from Dipodomys spectabilis (banner-tailed kangaroo rat), 972 nucleotides. It is a transcript of the gene Ap1s3, whose product is annotated as adaptor related protein complex 1 subunit sigma 3. Lineage: Eukaryota; Metazoa; Chordata; Mammalia; Rodentia; Heteromyidae. Gene Ontology annotation, molecular function: clathrin-cargo adaptor activity. Gene Ontology annotation, biological process: intracellular protein transport; vesicle-mediated transport. The transcript is spliced from 5 exons. Bases 99 to 563 code for a protein of 154 amino acids. Gene Ontology annotation, cellular component: intracellular membrane-bounded organelle; AP-1 adaptor complex; membrane coat. The record is from RefSeq and is a predicted model, not a curated record.